This is a messenger RNA of Bactrocera oleae (olive fruit fly), 4600 nucleotides long. Lineage: Eukaryota; Metazoa; Arthropoda; Insecta; Diptera; Tephritidae. The record is from RefSeq and is a predicted model, not a curated record.
UUGUAGAUUUCGCGCUGUUUUGUUGUUGCAACAAUUGCUUGCCACUUAAGCUGACCGCUAACUUGGCCGCGAGUGGCUGCGCCAAGUGUUGCGAAUGUCAGCGCCGCGACCCAGAGUGUCACCCAGCCUUGUGUGGCAUGCGGCACGUGGCAAGUGGCAUGUAGCGCGCGCCACAGCUUUUCACAGUGCACAGCAUGACAGCAACAUUUGUAGUUGCCGGUGCCACAGCCGCAGACACAGACUUCAAAACAAACUUAAAACUGUAUGCAAGAGUUGUUAUGUGUGUGUGUGUUGUGGCAAGCACACACCCGGCGUCUGCCAUGACAUCAAAGAGAUUUCUAUCUGCAUUCGCGUAAAAUCCAUCGCAUUUUUCCUUUGCAUAUUUCAUAAUAUUUCAUUUCAGCGCUUUUGUUGUGCUCUAGUAGCAUUUAGGGUAGAGGGAGAGGGGCGCAGUGUAAUCGCAGACAGCUGAUGCAGCACAGCAGGCAUGGCGCGACUGAGAGAGAUUAAAUGCGUUAACGCUUGAAAAGCUUCUUAAGCUCAUGCCGGCCAACGGUAUCAGUUGCUCGCUGUCGAUGCUGGUGCGUGUGCGAUGUGGCCCGAUUUGCCGCUCGAGUGACUUCUACGGAUGUGCUGGCAGAGCAGCUGCUUACAGGAUGAAGCAUCCCUGCUCUGGUUCUAAAUAAUUUGCAUUUGCUGGUUGUUGGCGCUGUGGCUUUUGUCUGCGUAUUAGUGAAUUGUUUGAAAGUAUUAUUCCGAGUGGAGAGAAAUGUGGACUGAGCAGCUCUCCGACGCUUCCUUUUGGGUGUUGCAAAAUUCGUGGUAAACUUCUUAAUACACUAGAGAUAAAGCCAUGCAAUAACCCAAAAUACAGCGAAUACACUAAACCCAAUGAACAAAGGUUCAAUGACAGUUAUGGACUCAUCCGCGAACACUACACAUUCCAGAGAUGAGCUUGCUGAAUUAAAAAAUCGCGAGCAUACAGCGAACGAGGGUCUAUCGAUAGCAGAGAUGCAACUAAAACGACGAAAAGAGUUCAUAAAAAAGAACAUAGAAGCAAAAGUUGAUGAAGAGACGCCACUAAACGCUGUAAAUAUACUAGCGGUAACGACACAACAAUACCCAAUAGAAAACUUUGAAUUAGGGAGCACACACCCUCUAGGAAACUAUACAAUGGCGUUCCAUCCAUUGGGUAUCGACGUUACCAUUGAUUACAAUGCAUACCCACAACAACCGCUAUGCUGCUUAGGAUCAAGGAAUACACACCUGUCAGAAAACUAUAAUUUCACAACAAUGUCAACCCAUUCGUUCAGUAUCCACGCUACCAAUAGUUAUAACGAACCUCCACCACACCCGCUAGAUAAUUUUGAACCUGAGAAACGUGGUUUACCAUCUUCAAGUGUGAAAACAGAUACACCUUUCGAAGACUUCACAACAGUGUUACCAUAUCGCAUGAGUAAGGCUAUGAAAGAGAAGCAAACCAUGGAAUUGGCCACAUACUUAAAUUUACAUCCACAAUACCCGCUAGGAAAUUUUGGAACAGAGCAACGUGUCAACGCCGAUGCUGCUAUGCGUACUCCAAAUAUGAAAACCGAACCACCUUUCGAAGAAUUCACAGGAGUGUUACCGUAUCGAAUGAGUAAGGCUAUGAAAGGCGGUUGCUGUUCAAUGAGGCAAUAAUUUUUUCGAAGUUUCAGUUUUUUCAAGGAAGCUUUUAUUGAGCGCAUAAUCACGCAUCGUGAGUCAAUGGUGUGACCUUUCAGAUCGUGUGAUUUAAAACAGCUGGAUUAUUUUUUUAAGGUUAUGUGCAAUUAAUUGUGUACACAGAUAAACCCUUGGAAGAGAAUAUUUCGGCGAGUUAUUGGUGACAUGCGACCCCAAUUUUCGCAAAAAGUGGUCGAAAAUUAGGCCUCUUCUCUGGAACUUUUUCGAGCCAGGCCUUUAGAACCGGAGCAUUUAAGUAUCAAGAUCUCCAAAUUUUACGGCGAAAACCUGGAAACCUAUCUACGUAAGUCAUUCUGAGAAACCUUACUUCAUUUAGGAGCUCAGUUUUUUAAAAUUUUUUUCACCUGAAAGGAAGUCCAUGUUAAGAUAGUUGCUGUGACUUGCAUUUGAUUGUGUCGUAGAAUUUUCGUGCGCCGCCACUGUCUCGCGUAAGUGAGUCGAAAAUCUGAAGGAAAAUCGAUGAAUAGACAAGUAAGUAGCGUAAAUUGAGUUAAGCUAUGUUUAUAAUUCAAUUUGUGUGGCAAUUUAAAAUCUUUUCGGUGCUUGUAAUGUGAUCUUUUGUUACACCAUGAUGGCGCACAAAUUCCCGCCAACAGCAACAGCAACAACAGCGUGACUGGUAAAAGCAUAAUGAUGAAUGAUGCUUAAAAGCCUUUUGGUUGUUGUGAUCUCUGCUUGACAGUAUUGCUAUAGUUGCUGUUGUUGUUGCCAUUGCAAUUGAUAUACUUUUGCUGGUUCAUUUGACUUUGACAAAGUUCAAGAGAAGGCGAAAAUCCACACUCACACACACACACUGACACAUACGGUUUUCGUGCGUCGACAGACUUUCCUGCGCACUUUUUUGCCUCCGCUGUCAAUGCCGUUAAAGCUGCACUUAGCAGCGACGACUAGUUGAGACCCAGCUGAGGUGGCUGACUUUAUUGUUGUUGUUCAGUGCGUAAAAAGGAAGCGGCGUCAUCGCAUCCACAAAGCUAAGUUUGUUAGGUUCAAAUGCCUGCAGCUGAGUUGCUUGCUCUUUCAUUUUAUUGCGAGCGCUGCUUCUCAUUGCCUCUUUUAUGCUUCCAAUCAAAGAAACCAAAACAAAAAACUAGAAAAAGGACCGGGUUGAAGCACAAAAGUUGGGUGAUUUCACUACAAGUAUUUAUUUUUUGUACAAAAUGAGAUUAUGGAUCAUCGACCGUAGCAACAUUCCACUUAGCCGAAGUUCAGGCAACUCGUCUUGUAUAACUGUAAAUCAAUAUUUUUAAAUUUGCUUGUAGAGGAAAUGUUAUGAAAAUUUAUUAAAAAAAGAGAUAAUAAGGUCUUCUAAUAGAAAACACAUAAGUAACUUUGUUGUGAGUUUUAGCUACCCGAAAGGAACCUUAAACUAUAGCUAAAAGCUUUAUAGGCCAGUGAUGAAAUCUAUUGAAAAAGAAAGAAAAAUAAUUUACGGACAAAGUUUCGUUUGGAAAAAAAGGGUCCUUUUCCGAUAUUCAGUCAAAAUUAGGUGAACACACAUUUUUUUAAAACAAAAAAAUUACAGUGUGUUUUGAACAUAAAAUGGUUAAUUUAUCACAAAUUUCAUGAAAGAACCAAAUUUUUGUGCAAUAUAAAAUAAUAAAAAACCAUAUAAAUUUUCACAUAAAUUUUGACAAAUUCUUAACAUCAAAUUCGUACAUAAUAUUAUUAUAUGCUAAUUAAGUUUUACCAUAGGAUUCGUAGUUUUGCAGAGAUAAACCAUUUCUAACCCUCAAAAAUUCAACCAAAAUAUUCAUGUAAGAAAUUUAACCAGAUAUUGUCCGAAAGGAAGGAAUUUUGAGGUAAGAAAAUGUGGUUUAUUUCUGAAAAUCCAAGCAAGCAUCAACAAAUAAAAAAAAAAGAAAGUCACUGGUUUCAAAAUUCAUGACAAGAAAAGUUCUAGUACUAAAAACAGAAGAUAGACUUUAUAAAUUAUAUAUAAGUUAAUUAUACCUACUAACUUUUGCAUUAAGUUGAAGAAUUUGUUUAGCAAAUAUACAUAUUUUGUUCGAUAACUUCUUGCCAUUUUGAAGGUAAUAAUAUAGUGCCACUCUCACAGAAUCCUCGUCGGCAAAAGCAUUCAACAUUUGCAGGAAGAGGUAGUAAUCGCUGUGUGGUCUGGCGUUGCCUUGGUGGAAAACAAUUCCUCACUCAGUUUCGGUACGAUUCCUUCCGGACGGUCUAGUUAUUGACAGCGCAGAUAGAAAUUAAGAGUAUCCAAGCCCAUCAAACACAUUGCAAAACUUUACUGAACGUUAAUUUUGGCUUGGUCACCAUUUUCGGGGGCUGACCGCGAUUCGACUACGACCGUUUUCAUAUGUAAGUCAUAAGUGACCCACUCUUCAUCAACAGUAACUAUUCGCUUUAUAAAUGUAUUGAUUUUGUUGCGAAUUGUAGGUGGAAAAUCGGUUCAGAAUAUAAUCAACUUGUCACGAUUUUGAAACACCCGAUAACUCUGUAAAUUAUAAUAUAUAAAUGCAUAAACGCGAACUUGUCUUACAGUUUUCGAGCUAUCGGUCUCACAUUUUUCACACGAGUUUUUCUUGCUACAGCUUUCUUGUCGGAACCGAUAUUUGACAACUUUAGCAUAUAGCUGCUACAAACUGAACGAUCGGAAGCAAGUGCUUGUAUGGAAAAUUGUUUCAUUUGAUGGGUUUUCUUCCAGAAAUUUAGUAGAGAUUAUAACUUAGUGCAUCGCUACAAUUUUCAAAAGAACUGUUCAGAUCGGACGCCUAUAGCCUAUAGCUGCCAUACAAACUGACCGAACAAACUCAAGUCCUUGUAUAGAAAACUCUUUUAUUUGUUUAGGUGUCUAGAUUAUUAUUGAAGGUAUUGCUUUCCAAAAAUAUUGUUCAAAACGGAUCACUAUAGCUUAUAG